This is a messenger RNA of Trichoderma reesei QM6a, 1342 nucleotides long. It is a transcript of the gene gal7, whose product is annotated as galactose-1-phosphate uridylyltransferase. NCBI's taxonomy places the organism in Eukaryota, Fungi, Ascomycota, Sordariomycetes, Hypocreales, Hypocreaceae. The record is from RefSeq and is a predicted model, not a curated record. Gene Ontology annotation, molecular function: zinc ion binding; UDP-glucose:hexose-1-phosphate uridylyltransferase activity. Bases 146 to 1294 code for a protein of 382 amino acids. Gene Ontology annotation, cellular component: cytoplasm. The transcript has 4 exons. Gene Ontology annotation, biological process: beta-D-galactose catabolic process via UDP-galactose, Leloir pathway.
UAAUAUUCUCCGAGAAGAACGACAUACAGUAGACCUUUAAUCCCUCUGAUGAUUUUUCCCUUCUUUCACAAAAACAUACUCGUCUGAUAAUUUCCCCGCAAAACCGUCUUUGACUGUCUGGGAAGCACCAGGAUAAUUCCCUACCAUGCCUGACAAGAUCCUCGAUGACAUCUCCCACCGGAGGUACAACCCACUCACAGACAGCUGGCUGCUCGUCUCGCCUCACCGAACGAAGCGGCCCUGGCAGGGCCAGCAAGAGGGUGCUGCUGUGACGACGCUGCCCGAGUACGACCCCAAGUGCUACCUCUGCCCCGGCAACUCUCGCGCUGCCGGCGACCAGAACCCCAACUAUGAGCAGACGUUUGCCUUUGUAAACGACUACAGCGCCGUCAAGGAGCAGCAGCCCGACUACGAGGUCGACCAGUCGUCGGAUGACCUGGAGUCGCUUUUGCUGCGCGCUCAGGGCGUCAAGGGAGUGUGCUACGUCCUGACCUUCUCGCCCAAGCACAACGUCACCCUCGCCGACAUGUCGGCCAAGGACAUUCUCCCCACCAUCAACCAUUGGACCCGGCUCUACGCCAACCAUCUGUCGCCGUCAAACCCGCUCUCGGCAGUGGCCGCUCAGCUCCAGCUGCCCAUCUCCAAGGAAGAGGCCCCCGUUCCCAAGGACAACUACCGCUACAUGCAAAUAUUUGAGAACAAGGGCGCGGCGAUGGGCUGCUCUAACCCGCAUCCUCACUGCCAGGCCUGGACGACGUCGACGAUGCCCGAGGAGCCGGGCAAGGAGCUGGUGCAGAUGGCCAAGUACCGCCAGCAGCACGGGCGUCAUUUGCUUGCAGACUACAUCAAGUUGGAGCUCGCCAAGGAAGAGCGCGUGGUCUGGCAGAACGACUCCUUUGUCGUGGUGUGCCCGUGGUGGGCCAUCUGGCCAUUCGAGGUCCUCGUCCUCCCCAAGCGACACGUCCGGGCCCUCGUCGACCUCACCGCCGAUGAGCGGCUGCAGCUUGCAGAGGCCAUCCAGGAGGUCACUCGGCGAUACGACAACCUGUUUGAGUGCCACUUCCCAUACAGCUCGGGCAUCCACCAGGCUCCCCUGGACGGAACGCCGGAGGAAAUCGAGAAUGCCUACUUCCACAUGCACUUUUACCCCCCGCUGCUGCGGUCCGCGACAGUCAAGAAGUUCCUCGUGGGGUUCGAGCUCAUGGCGGAGCCACAGCGAGACAUUACACCCGAGCAAGCAACGAUUCGCCUGCGAGCGUGCGAUGGGGAGCUCUACCGGAACAAGUUGAGCUAGACAUCUCAGCCUGUAUAUAGAAACAUACAAACAUCUUUUCAUCAUGUG